AUGCGUUUACUACCUCCUUUGUCGCCAUCGUCAUCUUUCUUCAAGAAGAAUAUCUGCGGUUUUACGUUCGACACGCAGAAAUGCGUCGCGAGAGAAGGCCACUCCGGCCUCGCCACGACUGCAGCUCAAUGCAAGAAGAUCUCUUCCACACCAACUGCAGGCAGCGAGGAUGACGCUGCGAGAGCGAAGAGGGCAGCCGAAAUUUGGAUCGGCAUGAAAAAUCACGUUCUGAUUGGACGGAACGACAAACCGACGUCUGGUCGGCACCUGACAUCGACCUGGCUCCCGAAGAAUCCGGACAUCGCUAAGGUUAUGGAGAUCAAUGAAGAGACGUCUCUUGCUCGGGUUCCCUUCGGUCAAGAUGGAUCGAAGAGAAAGACACUGUUCAUUAACGACCAUGUCAUGGGCCUCGUUAGCAAGAAAGAGAAGGCCUUCACGGGCAAGUACACUGAACAGAUCGUCGGGGACGUCUGCAAAGCAGCGAUCGAAGCAUCAACUUGA
Molecule: messenger RNA, 501 nt
Organism: Rhodofomes roseus
Lineage: Eukaryota; Fungi; Basidiomycota; Agaricomycetes; Polyporales; Fomitopsidaceae
Exons: 4
Coding region: 1-501 (166 amino acids)
Source: RefSeq, a predicted model, not a curated record